Botrytis porri is the source of this 916-nucleotide messenger RNA. RefSeq lists its product as uncharacterized. Gene Ontology annotation, molecular function: DNA-binding transcription factor activity, RNA polymerase II-specific; RNA polymerase II cis-regulatory region sequence-specific DNA binding. Bases 1 to 774 code for a protein of 257 amino acids. Lineage: Eukaryota; Fungi; Ascomycota; Leotiomycetes; Helotiales; Sclerotiniaceae. The record is from RefSeq and is a predicted model, not a curated record. The transcript is spliced from 3 exons. Gene Ontology annotation, biological process: regulation of transcription by RNA polymerase II; DNA-templated transcription.
AUGCCGGUCACCGCUACAACAACAGCAGGAGCCGGACGUCAAUCCACCAUCAGUUCUACCAGUAGUCUCCUUGAUCUCCAGAGUUCUUCACUUUGGGAUCAUAACUCUACUCCAUCAUUUCAUGAAUAUGAUUUCGGUUUCGAUGUACAUGCUCAAUGUUCUGUUUCUUCGGCAGCAGAUUCAUUGUUUCCUCUUGAUGCAUUCACUGCCCCAGUUCAACAAGUACCUUUCCAGAAUUCCCCUGAUUGGUACUUGCCACAAACCGAUUCUUUCGAAUUUCUUACAUGGAAUGAUCCGUCAAUAGGAGAGGAUUUAUCACUUGGUUCCUCUCUCCCCAUCGCUGCUAGUGUCUCUCUUAGUAAUGAUAAUCUCCUGGGUCAAUCGGAUGUUGGAUCCAUUGACAAUAUGUCUCAAUCCCAUUCAUUUCUUGAUAAUCAAACUCAUCGAGCAAUAUCCACCGAACAAUCCUCCCCUACCUCUUCAAACCCCAAAUCAACUUCCUCACCAACUCACUCAUCUCCACCUUCACCUCCCUCUCCCUCUCCCAAAACUCAGACUCCAACCAGUUCUUCGUCCACCAUAUCACGAGUUGAAAAACGCAAGCUAAAUACUUUAGCCGCUCGUCGAUAUCGACAAAAACGCGUCGAUCAAAUGAGUAGUCUCGAGGCUGCACUCAAAGAAGUCGAACGAGAACGAGACGCCUUGAAAGUUCGUGUUGCGAAAUUGGAGGGCGAGACGGAUAUCUUGAAGAGUUUGUUGAGUAAGAAGAAUUAGGAUCAGGUUUGGAGAGGAUGGAUAGAUUUCUGACGUGCUAUUUGCUGCAAUGGGCGCGAUUAUCGAGACUUGAAUUGAAUUAUCAUACACCAUUAUUAGUUUGCUAUUCGUGAUGAAAAGUGUGAUAGAUGAAAGAUAUGUG